AUGAAUAGUCAUGUCGCCUCUAUACUGCAAGAGCUUGUGUUUUUCCUCAGUCUGGUCUGCAUCAGUGAAACCCUUCGUCGCUUGCUACGCCGAGCAAAGCCGCAGUCCCGGGCGGUGGAGGGCUUGCUGAUUUGCAGCCUGGUGUUAGGCGUUUCCAUUACACUGGUGCUGCUGAACAAAUGGGUCAUGACCUCCUGGAAAGGUGGUUUGCCCUUUCCAUUGCUUUACACCAUGAGUCAUAUGGUUUUGAAGGGCUGCUUCGCGCUCUCCUACUUGAAAGUCACAUGCCAGCCGCUGGGCCUCCCAAGUCGCGGCGCUUGCUGUGGGGCAACGCUGGUGGGGGUGAUGACUGCCUUGGACGUGGCGGCUUCAAACAUGAGUUUCCUUUUCAUCACCGUGGCCUUCUACACGAUGCUCAAGUCCGCCUCAUUGAUUUUCAUCCUGGCCGCGCACUCAGCGUUUCGAACAUCUCACCGUAGCUUCGGGAUUGCUGGAACCGUCCUUUUGAUCGCGCUGGGCAUCUUCAUGACUUCCUACGGCGAGACGGAAUUUGAUGUACAAGGCUCCGAGCUGUUUGCCGCGAUGCGAUGGCUGGCCACGCAGAAGACCUUGCAUGCCAGCGGCCUGAGCGCGAUGCAGACGGUGCUUUUCAUGUCCCCGGCCUCCUCGUUGACCUUGGCCCCCAUCGUGUGGUGGCGAGAACGCCACAAGCUGAAACUUUUAGCCGAGGUAACAUCGAACAUCGCCAUGUGGUCCGCCCUGGCCUUGGCCGCCUGGGCCUUUCUGCCGCCGGUUCUGGGCAACUACCCAGCGAUCACGCCGGAAGAGGUCUGGUGUACCGUGCCCAACUAUCGCUACUACCGCUGGACAGUGAUCAAGGCUCGUGGAUAUCCCAUUAGUGAAAGCCUGGACUGCAGCUAUUCCCCAAAGCCGGAUGGAUGCAGCUGCAGCGUGUCCAGUGAGUGCCUCUCAGGCUACUGCAUUGGUGGCACGAAUUGCAGCUAUCCCAUCUAUCAAGUGGCUGAAUUGGAGUUCUAUCGUGGAGGUUCAAAAGUCAAUACCCAGAAGGUGAAUGACACGGAGUUCGAUGCUUAUCGCGUGGUGAAUAUGAAUGAGAUACCACAGACCUGGGGCAUUUGGGAGCUUGAGUUUUACAGCGACACGAGUUGCAGCACUCUGAUCAAUGGCAACGGCACUGUGAUCUCCUCCUCGGCCAUGGCUGCCGGCUUUGGGCAUUCCAUCGAUCACACAGCCCCGUUGGGCCUCCAUGACACGCCCAGAACCUACUGGCAAUCAAGGCCAUUCGAUCCUCCGAUGACCUUUGACUUGCAUGGGCCUGCCAUGUAUGCCUUCGAUGGAAACCUCACGACCAACUGGUGGGCGGACUGUCGGCCAUGCGCGGCACAAAGCCAAUGGCUGGGCCUAUCGUUCGCAGAAGCGCAGAAGGUGAAAUGCAUCCGAGUGGUGCAAGACAAGGAUCACGACUAUGCGUCCUUCAGCUUGGGCUUGGAAGCUCGCAAUAUUUCGACUGGAUCCUGGGUACAUGUGACCACCUUCAAUGCUGCUACAUGGGCCUAUGGAGGCGUUUGGGAGCAGCUGGUGGUGCCUCAAGGCGUCGCCUUCUUGUCAGACCUUUCGCACGCGCGGGCGCUGGACGGCGACCUGAGCUCCACGGUCGUGGACUUGGUGGGUGUGGCCAUGGAGUUCGACUUCGGAGUGGAAACGGAGCUGGACGCCUUUCGCUUCGCCACGGCCCUGGAGCCGAGCGACGACCGACAGGUCACGCACGAUGGCGUGGCGUGUCAUUUAGAUGGCCGCUGCUUUAGAGAUCCGGUGCAAUGGACCCUGGAAGGUUCCUUGGACCGUAGCACUUGGGUGGUCGUACAAGCUCAGAACGCGUCGGACUAUUUGACGCCCAUCUAUCGGAGGACCUGGGUUGGCUUGCAACGACUUACCCACUUGGUCUCCUUGGACAUCACCGACAUUUGGCCUGACGGCCGAGGGACAUGCGCGGUACGUCGUUGAGAAGCUUACAGCUUACGUGGUGUACGUACGUCCCAUGGAGCUUCUGGGUUGAUGCACAACAUUACAGUGAAGAUGUACCCCAGGGACGCAGAGAUUCUACUUAUUGGUCGCAGAUGGUUUGUAUCGCUACUUCUCCACUGACAAGGAGUCUCAACUGCAGGCACUUCAAUCUGAAGAACCUCUGGAGGUUUGGUUGCAUGAAAAAUGCACCAAGAGCACUGAAGCGUUCUGAGAGGCUUUACAUGGCCGCGUCAUCAUGUUACCUCAAAGCAACUCGAAGCGUGCACAAACAGAGUGACCCACGUCUCUCAAAGGGGCCGGAGCGAUGAAUUAGACAGAUUGUACUCAUCAUCCUUGACGUUUUCUUGGAAAUGAAAGGAUGCAUCGGACAAGAACCAUUGUAUUGAUACCUACUAUGUGGCUUUGUGGACAUCUGAGAUCUGAGCCUUUCUGAGCCAAAAAACAUGGAAAGGUCGAGGCUGCAAACAUCUGAAAGAUUGUGCUGGGCUUCCUGGCCGUGGAAAAGAAGGCGGUUGCACACGGCUGUUGCACAACGACUCCUGAUUUUGG
Molecule: messenger RNA, 2595 nt
Organism: Durusdinium trenchii
Lineage: Eukaryota; Dinophyceae; Suessiales; Symbiodiniaceae
Source: the annotation of a GenBank genome assembly